Messenger RNA from Populus trichocarpa (black cottonwood), 666 nucleotides. Its product is annotated as glyoxylate/hydroxypyruvate reductase HPR3-like. Lineage: Eukaryota; Viridiplantae; Streptophyta; Magnoliopsida; Malpighiales; Salicaceae. The transcript has 5 exons. Bases 1 to 666 code for a protein of 221 amino acids. Gene Ontology annotation, cellular component: cytosol. Gene Ontology annotation, molecular function: NAD binding; hydroxypyruvate reductase [NAD(P)H] activity; glyoxylate reductase (NADPH) activity. The record is from RefSeq and is a predicted model, not a curated record.
AUGGGACUCACCACUUCCUUUAGACUACUUCUUGAGCACCCAUCCAAGCUUGCUGGACUCAACCAAAUCGACUUGCAAGAGUGUCGUAGGAGAGGGAUAUCUGUAGCUUAUGCUGGAAGCCUGUUUUCUGAAGAUGAUGCUGAUAUAGCAGUAGGGCUAUGUUCAAGGUUGCCAUCACUGAGCCUUAUUGUCACCACAAGUGCUGGACUCAACCAAAUCGACUUGCAAGAGUGUCGUAGGAGAGGGAUAUCUGUAGCUUAUGCUGGAAGCCUGUUUUCUGAAGAUGAUGCUGAUAUAGCAUUAGGAGGCAAGAAAGUUGGGAUCGUUGGACUUGGAAGCAUUGGCCAAGAAGCUGCAAAAGGGCUAGAGCACUUUGGCUGCAAUAUCUUGAACAACUCGAGGACCAAGAAACUAUGUUCAAGGUUGUUUCAGUUAGGAGGCAAGAAAGUUGGGAUUGUUGGACUUGGAAGCAUUGGCCAAGAAGCUGCAAAAGGGCUAGAGCACUUUGGCUGCAAUAUCUUGAACAACUCAAGGACCAAGAAGUCAUCUGUGCCCUAUCCAUGCUAUUCAAAUGUCUGUGAACUAGUGGCAAAUUGCGAGGUCCUCAUAAUUUGUUGUGAAUUAAAUGAUCAGACUCGCCACAUGAUUAGCAAGGAAGUGUUAUAG